This is a messenger RNA of Chlorella variabilis, 2805 nucleotides long. RefSeq lists its product as hypothetical. NCBI's taxonomy places the organism in Eukaryota, Viridiplantae, Chlorophyta, Trebouxiophyceae, Chlorellales, Chlorellaceae. The record is from RefSeq and is a predicted model, not a curated record. Bases 1 to 2805 code for a protein of 934 amino acids. The transcript has 22 exons.
AUGGGCCGACAGCGCUUGGGCCACAAGGAGCCGCGCACCGCCCGGAGCUCCCCCGCCCUCGGGCGCGUGCUGCCAGUCCUUCUAGUGGUGCUGACGCUGCAGAAGGUCGAUGCCGGGUGCACAGGGGGCUUCCUCAAGCUUGACCUGCUGUCCACCAGCGGUGGCGCCGGCUGCGACGGCAGCCUGCAUGCCCUCUGCCUCCCUAGCCUGCGCGUGGGCGUCGCCGCCAACUGCAGCGUCGCGCUCACGCCGCUGCCGCUCAGCGGCGGCGUCGCGUCUGUGCCGGGCAUCUGGUCCAGCAACCCAGGCAGCACCUACACACGCCCGUUGGGCUGCCCAGCAGCGACGACAGCCGGCGUGGACCCAGAAGGCGGCUCUAGCCCCACACCAGCGCAGCUGAGGGCGGCCGUCCAGUUGGCGCUAGAGCGGCACGUGUAUGGCGCCGCGCACCAGCUAGGCAUCGCCAGCCUGGCCUGGGCAAACGGCACGCUGACGGCCACCACCACGACCGGCACCUGCGCUUUGAAAUACGCCAUCACGCAGGUCUCCCCCGCCUCAGGCAGCUACGCUGAGCAGCUUGGGGCGGAUGCUGUGCCCGCCCAGUGCGAUGUGGAGGGCGUGCUGCUGGAUGGCGGCGAGUGCCAGAUGAACCUGGCCGACAGCUGUGCGCCGGGCAGGCGGCCGGUGGAGCUGCCGCUGGGGGGCAAGGCCUGCGCGCUGUGCCGGGCAGGAACCUACUCGGGCACCGGCACCGGCUGCGCUGCCUGCGCUGCUGGAAAGUAUGCCGGCAGCGUGGGGGCCUCGUCCUGCUCCCCAUGCGCCGCCGGCACCUUUGCACCAGGAGGCAACUCCGCGUGCGUGCCAUGCAGCCCUGGGACGUACCAGGGCGCGCAAGGCAAGGCAGCCUGCGACCCCUGCCCUUACCGCUCGUAUGCGAGGCUGCCUGGCGCCACGCUGUGCUACCAGGUACUGUCGGUCACAGCCGCCGGCACCCUGCCCGCCGCCGACUGCGCUUUGGGCCCGCAGCUCGCUUUUGCCAGUCCGCCGCUGUUUGGGCGGUGCAGCCUGGCGCCGCCUGGCGCCACCCUGCUCAGCCUGUACGUGGACCAGUACUGCGGGGCGGUGCUCACUCCCAUGUCCGACCCGCAAUGCGCGGAGCCGGGCGCCUCCUACUGGCCCAGCAUGAGGAUCGCCGCCCACUUUGUCACCCCCACGCUCAUAGCCACCCGCUUCAAUCCCGCCGCCACCUCUCCCACCAGCUCCUACCUGCUGUCCCUGACGCCCGCGGGCCCCGACACCCUGACCCUGUCUUACUGGCCAGCCACGACAGACCCCACCCAAGCAGCCUUGGUGUGCACCGGCACAGCGACGGUGGUGGGCGGGCAGGUGGCAGGCGUGCCCGCCACCCCGACAGCGUGCCCGCCAGGAUCCUAUGACGACUCUCAGGACGAGGAUGGCUGCCGGCCGUGCCCUGAGGGGUCUGGUUGUGACCUCAAUGCCAUCUCCCCCACACCCUGCCCGGCCGACCACUACCAGCCCUACCUGGGGGGCAGCCAGGCCUCCUGCCAGGCGUGCAACGCCUCUGAGGACCCCCGCCACACCGCCAACGCCGGCGACGCGUACUGCCUGGUGCCGUGGGUGGACACAGAGUGCUCCCACGGCUACGAGUACGACGACGCCACCACCACAUGCUCCAUCUGCGCGGCGGGCACGCAGCGGCGGGUGGGGCGCGAGGCGGCCUGCGUGGCAUGCCCGCCUGGCCACUACUCCCCCCUCGGCGCAGCAGACUGCCUGCCCUGCCCCUUCAACCAGUUUGCGCCUUCGUACGGGCUGGCCGAGCGAAGCACGGGGGUCCAAAAGUGUUACUUCUGCCCAGUGGGUGCUGUGGCACUCUCAGGCGCGGGCGCCACCGGCCAGACUGCCUCCGUCAGCUGUGACGCCUGCCCGCCCGGCACCGUGGCCGCCAUCACGCCCCCGCUCCUGUACGCCACCUGCAAAAACUGCUCGGACGGCUACUACCGCCCCGGCUUCGCCUCCUUCAGCAACAACGUGUGCAAGCAGAUCCCGGCAGGCCAGAGGGAGGUGUCCCGUGCCUCGGCGGCCUACCCCCGCGCCCAGGUGCAGGCCUGCAGCAAGGGGGAGGUGUCUAGCUGGGCCGCCGCCACCCGCUCCCCCGCCGACCCACAAGAGUGCCAGCCGUGCCUGGGGGACAACACGUAUGCGCCGCGCACAGGCAUGUCCAGCUGCCGGCCGUGCCGGGGUGGCACGGCUCCCGGCAAGUCCAAUUCUAGCCUGGCAGGCAACGACCAGUGCGUGGCCUGCACUGGCAACACCUACCGGGCAGCGAGCAGCACCAGUCCCACCUGCCUGGUCUGUUUUGCGGGGCGUGAGGUGCACGGCAGCGGUUCGGCGUGCGUACCCUGCAUGCCGGGCUACUACAUGCCAGAUGUGGAUGGAGGCACAAACACGUCCAAGCCUGCAGCCGGGGAGGCCUGCCUGCCAUGCGAGGCAAACAGCCACCAGCCGCUGGUCGGCCAGGCCAGGUGUCAGUACUGCGCCGCCGGCCACAGCACGGAAGACGCAGGCAACACACACUGUGUGCCCUGCGCCUAUGGCUUCUAUUCGCAGUUCCCUGCCAGCCCUUGCGUCCCUGCUCCCAAGGGCACCUUUGUGAACACUACAGGCGCCACCCGAUACACACCAUGUGCGCCCGGGACGUUUAGUGAUCAGGUGGCGGCGGACCAGUGCGAUGCCUGCGGGCCCGGCCACGCGCCGUCGGGAAGCGGCGGGUGCAGCCCCUGGUGA